Paramisgurnus dabryanus is the source of this 6450-nucleotide messenger RNA. RefSeq names its product solute carrier family 41 member 1 (gene slc41a1). Gene Ontology annotation, biological process: monoatomic cation transport. NCBI's taxonomy places the organism in Eukaryota, Metazoa, Chordata, Actinopteri, Cypriniformes, Cobitidae. The record is from RefSeq and is a predicted model, not a curated record. Gene Ontology annotation, molecular function: monoatomic cation transmembrane transporter activity. Gene Ontology annotation, cellular component: plasma membrane.
UUACCCGCCUAGUGACUUCCUCCUAUCAUAUAGAUGCGCAGGAUUGAGCGUGUGUCAAAUGGAACAAUGUAACGGAUUGGAGUUGACAGCCUCAUCUGAGGGGGUUACUGAUUAAUCUGGGUUCGAGUCUAUAACCCUAGAUAAGUGCACGCGAACGAGCAUAUCAGCCUCGGGCUCCGCGCGUGCUUGAAUUAAAGAGAAUGACAGCGGACCGGCGCUGAAGAGUCCCGUGUCUUCUUUUCAAGGUAACAAGUGUCAACUCGACCUUAUCAAACGUGGGGGUUCCUGUGAGUUGUAACACUACCCUGGCUCCAGAGACCUUUAAAUACAUUUCAAAAACUUAUUUGCCACGUGGUGUAAAGUGAGACGCUUUCAGCCCCCCAACCGCCCCGAGCUGGUCAGAAAGUUUAGCCAAGUGCCUUCCAGAGACUCAAGAGUGGGACAUUCUGUCAGGAUCUCCGAAGCCAUUUUUCUCAUUUCUUUCUUUGUUUUGAGAUUUCAUAUUUUAAGAGAGCAGCACAUUUGCUGUGAAGAAUAAUCCGGAUCGUCUUUUCUCUGCGCGGACUAACAUGUGGCUUUCUGUUGUUACGUCCUAAAAGCUAAAAGUGCUUUGAAUGGAGAGCAUAAUUUGCAUGCUACCCAAGUUCAGGCAGGAUCUCACGCAAGCCUGGAGACGGCGUGCGCACCUGCCUCUCCUCCUAAACCUGUAGAUGCUCUGCACAUAUUCAUUUAGUGGCAGCUACCAUCUUUAAUGGGAUAAAUUAUCUCCAGAGAUCAGGUGAAUCAACACUGAACGAAAACCUCGAAGGCGUAUUCGUUUCUUCUUAAUUGACACCUUACAUCUUAAGGCCUCCGCAUGGUACUCUGGUCGAAAGAUCAAGACAAACUGCACGACAUGUCCACUGGGACGGAAAGGAUAGAGAUGAUGAAGGAAGGGGCGCCGCCAGCGUACCACCAAUCCAACGGGUCGGUCCAUCCAGUGAUACUGCCCGACAACAAUGAGCAGGUGCCCCAGAACGGGGAGUACGAACUCACCGAGAUGACCUCGCUGCCGGACCAAGAACAGAACGAGCAGCCGGACAUCCUUGACUGUCGGGCCAAUGCCAAGGGCCAGAGAGAAGAAGAUGCACUCCUGGAGAACGCCAGCCAAAGCAACGAGAGCGAUGACAUUAGCACGGACCAAAGCCCGGUGCCGCCGGUUCCACUAAAGGAAACGUCCUUUUCUAUUGGACUCCAGGUUUUGUUCCCUUUCCUGCUGGCAGGGUUUGGGACGGUUGCAGCCGGCAUGGUUCUGGACAUGGUACAGCAUUGGACUGUGUUUACGGAGGUUACUGAAGUCUUCAUCCUUGUUCCUGCUCUUCUGGGUCUCAAAGGGAACCUGGAGAUGACGCUUGCGUCCAGACUGUCUACCGCGGCUAAUAUCGGACAAAUGGACUCGGCAAAGGAUAUGUGGAAAAUGAUCAUGGGAAACCUCGCACUUAUUCAGGUUCAGGCCACUGUGGUCGGCUUCCUGGCGUCCAUCGCCGCAGUCAUUUUCGGCUGGAUACCAGAGGGCAACUUUAUAAUUGGACACGCCGUCCUGCUCUGCGCCAGCAGCGUGGCCACCGCGUUCAUCGCUUCCCUUCUGCUAGGUCUUAUCAUGAUUGGUGUUAUCAUUGCAUCCAGGAAGGUGGGCAUCAAUCCAGACAACGUGGCCACCCCCAUUGCUGCCAGUUUAGGUGAUCUGAUCACGCUGACUCUGUUGGCUGGCAUCAGCACAGGCCUGUAUAAGGAACUGGAAUACAACGACUAUGCCAACCCACUGGUUUGUGCUUUCUUUGUUGCCCUGACUCCCAUCUGGGUCUUGAUCGCCCGGCGAACGCCAUCCACACGGGAAGUGCUUUAUUCGGGAUGGGAGCCUGUUAUUAUCGCCAUGGCGAUCAGCAGUGUUGGAGGACUCAUUCUGGAUAAGACCGUGUCCAACCCAAACUUCGCCGGGAUGGCGGUUUUCACUCCAGUAAUCAAUGGUGUGGGUGGAAAUUUGGUGGCGGUACAAGCCAGUCGAAUCUCCACUUACCUGCACAUGAACGCCCUGCCCAUAGCAGAGCCCAGCCCUACUCCACGUAAAUGUCCCACGCCAUGGAGCACAUUCUUCGGGUCAGGUGUGAAUUCACGUUCUGCCAGAGUGCUCUUCCUAUUGGUCGCUCCUGGUCACUUGGUCUUCCUGUACACCAUUAACUCUAUGCAGGGUGGACACACCACACUCACCUACGUCUUCAUCGCAUUUUACCUGGCCGCAGCUCUUCUCCAGGUAAUAAUCCUGCUCUACCUGGCAGACUGGAUGGUGAACUGGAUGUGGCGUCGAGGGAUGGAUCCGGAUAACUUUUCCAUUCCUUAUUUGACCGCUUUAGGAGACCUGCUGGGUACAGGCUUCCUGGCCCUAUGUUUCCACAUCCUGUGGCUCAUUGGAGAUCGGGAUGCAGAUGUGGGCGAUUAAUCCACACCGCUUCCCUUUGACUCUGUCCGAGCGACACAAAUGUCUUUAUUUAUAAUGACACAUAGAAAAAUAAUAUCUAUAUUGUUAUGGCUACCAUGAUUAUAUUGAUGCUUUAGAAUUGAGCUGUAAUUACGUUGUUUUAGCCAACGGGAGAACGAGAAUCCUCAUUAUUUUUCAAUGGGGAUGUUCGGCCCGAUUUAUAGCCGGUCGCGUUGACUGCAUGUAAAGUUGACAUCAACCUAAACUUGAAGUUUGUCAUAAGAGGCAAAAAACAAACACAGAAUGCUUAAUCACCAAGUGCUACAAAAUUGUUUAAUGAUAUAAAGUGGAAAGUUUUUGAUGAAGGCAACUAAAAAUACAAAAAAAAAUUCUGGACCAUUGCAUAGUGACCUGAUAAAGUGUUUUUAAAUCAUCCAGACUUGACAUGGUGGUUCGUCUUCUCGAAACUGAUAAAUGAAUGAAGACAAGUCAUUUUGGUCUAAGUAAAUUAUCAGACGCUAAAUCUAAACAGGGACCUUUUACGGUAAAACACUGCAUGUACAGUAGAUUACUGUAAUAUAAUGGGAUCGUCCUGUAUGUUUAACAGAUAACACUGCAUUUUCAGCAUCAGAAUUUGCUUCUAUAGUUUUGUCCGUGGCCACAAAGAGAGAAAGUUACCAAAAGUGUACUUGUUUUCUUCAAAAUCCCCGAAAUCUUCAACUCGUGCAAUUUGUUGAAAAGGUCUUGGGUUGUUUACUCUCGCCACCUUAAUGGAUAAAGUAUUAAACUUUCUUUCAGUUUCAUAGGUACAGUAUUUUUCCGACAUGUACAUUUCACCCAAUCAGAAGUCUUGUAGGUCAGAGAGAUUGUCAUAAGCUUUUCAGACUGUUAUUGUAAAGUGCACAUCUGUUUACAGUAAGCAUCAAAGUCUUUCCUUUAGUCUCAGAAUGCUGGAAAAGUUGAUUUGUAGUAAACAGAAAUGGGUUUCAUAUACAACUCAGAGUUUUAAAAAGUCAACCUGAAACUGAAAAACUCUUUCCUUUAAAAAAAUAGUGCUGGGCAAAGAUUAAUCGCGAUUAAUCGCAUACAAAAUAAAAGUGAUUUUUUUUUUUGCAUAAUAUAUGUGUGUGUACUUUAUGUAAUUAUUAUGUAUAUUUAACCACACACACAUACAUAUAUACAUUUCAGAUUUUUUUAUGUAUGUAUAAUUUUUUUUUAAAUGUAUAUAUCAUAUAGAAUAUAUUAAAAUAUAAAAAAAUAUAUAUACGUAUACAUAUAUGUAAAUGUUCCCUAAAUUCAUACAUGAAUGUGUGUGUAUUUUUAUAUACAUAAUAACUAAACACAACACACACUCAUAUAUUAUGCAAAAAAGCACUUUUAUUUUGUAUGCGAUUAAUCGCGAUUAUUUUUUGCCCAGCACUAAAAAAAUUAUAUAUUUCCGUUUGAUCCAGCCAAUGUAGAUUAAACAAAAAAGCUUCACCACAACAUUUUAGUAUUCUGCAGAUAAUGAAAGUAAAAUGGCUUGUUAUAGGCCGAUCAUGUUUGUUACAUAAACAUAACCACGGUUGUUUUAACAACUAGCCAGACCGACUAGAAAUUAGUUAGGGCUAAAUACUCAUACAGAUUUCAAUUUAAAUCUGCCUUUGUAUGUAACUGACUUCAAAUAUUUGAUGAUUUAAAGAUGAUCGGAACGAAUUUGGGACGAUUUUCCACCUUUCAACAAUCUUGGGUAAAGUCUCGAUCAUCCUGGUCAUUGUACCGUGUUUUCUGUGAUGUCUGAGACGAGUGUUCGCAAAUUUUAAUGAUCAGAAAUCCUGUUAAUCCAGAUUAUCACGUGGCACGAAAUGAUACCCAGUCAGAAAGCAAGCUGAUAAAAGACUAAAGCAUGAUUUUAUGCCUGUCGUCUGCCAUGUAUGUUUAUUGUGAAGCCACGUUUGACCUCGAGAGACUUUGGGAGAUGUUCUCAGUCGAGUCUUACGUUGUUUGUGAAGGAAUCUGUUGAUGUGUGAUGUGCUGUCAUGAUCGUAUAGCAGCACUACACAGACUUUUUGAAAAUCUGAUCAAAUUAAAAAAAUCCCAGCCUUAAAAGUAAAUGAACCUAUAGGAAAAAUGUCCCUACAGUUGGUAAACUAAAAGCUAUAUGAGAGUAAACACUUCUUUAAAGGUGCAGUGUGUAAUUUUUAGAAGGAUCUCUUGACAGAAAUGCAAAAUAAUAUACAAACUAAAUUAUCAGGGGUGUAUAAAGACCUUUCUUAAUGAACCAUUAUGUGUUUAUUACCUUAGAAUGAGACGUUUUAUCUACAUACACAGAGGGUCCCCUUACAUGAAAGCCCCCAUUUUGUGCAGCCAUGUUUCUACAGAAGGCCUUAACAGACAAACUGUUUUACUAAGUUUUCUCCAACGAUGACAUGUUUGUCCGGUGGCGGCUACCGUAGCUUCUCUUUGUGUUUCAAAAGCGAGGGGUGAGCAGUGGACUGAGCUAUUGGUUGCAAUUCACAACCUCACCACUAGAUGCUGCUAAAAUUUACACACUGCACCUUUAAAAGUGUUUUAUAUCAAGAACGAUUUGUGUAAUUUUAUGCAAAAACACUUUUUGUGGUAAAGGGCUAUUUUGACAUUUAUACCAUGGCAUGCUAACUGCAGAAAUGCUUUUUAACCAGCAGUUUCUGAAAUCCCUAAAAUAUAUCAUUUUAUACUGGACGAGUGGGGUGGGUUUAUUACUGUGUUUUUUUGCACUCAGAAACACUUGAAAUAGAUAACAGGAGGGCUAGAAAAGCUAAUUUGUACCUCGGUACUUGACCAUAAAAAUAAAAAACCUUAAUCGAUAGUUGCCAGCACAUUAAUGUUUCUUUUUAAAGCCUUAUAAAUUUAGUUGUAAUCUUAGCCUUUCAUUAUUUCUCUAUUUGUUGGUAUCUCACCAGUUUGCACACAUCAUGUCUUAAACAGAGACUCGGGCUGAUGGAUCGUGCUGGGCACAUAACAUAAGUAAUGCAUUGUUAAUAUCCCCCUUAUUAUUACUGUAAACACUGAUUUGUUCAUAAAUGUCUGUUUUUAGGCAAGUUAUAGUCUUGUGGCAGACAUGUUUCAUUACAGAAUAGAUCAGUGUGCACAAGAUGUACUGUAAUGUCAGGAGUCGCCACAAGAGAGCGCACAUCUGCUGUAUGCAUACAUAUAUUAGAAAUGUUUUACCGCAUUCAACAUCUGAAAUAUUACAGGUGCUGCCAGUGUACCUAUGACAGCGAUCUAUAGUUGUGAAUAUUUCUUCAGGGGACGGGAGGCUUUGUGUAUUUAUUUCUAUAGAUGUGACAAAGCUAUUUGUACAUAAUAUAUUUAUUCUAUAAAUAAGUUGUUUAUUUUUGUUCUGUGUUUCCGUUAUGUUGGGUUUUUUGGACCAGUAGAAAUGUUUACUGUACGUUUAUCAGUAAUAUUGUUUCCUUUGAUAAACUUUAACAAAUAUAUCAAAGUUUGGUGCCUAAUACCCAGCAAAACCUCACACUCAAUUUGGUUCAUUGAAUUGAGCAUAAUCCGCCUUAACAAUUCACACGCAAUGCUCGACACGUAGAUGUUUGUGUGUGUGGUUUCUUUAUUUGUAUAUGAGAUCUUUUUUAAUAAGUUGAUUUUUGUAUUCAGUUGAUUCAUGUACACGGUGAAGUAAAAUCAUUUGGGCUGCUGUGUAUAUCAGUGGUAUAGUUAUCCAAAGCAAAACCACCGAGAUACAACAAAUUAAUCUGUCAUUUUAAUUUACUACAAGUACACUUACCUGAAAUGAAUAUGAAGGUCGAAUCUCGGCACUUGUGCAUGACCAGAACUACUUAACAAAUACCAGACGAAGAAAGUUUGGGUGACAUGGCAUGAUUUUAUUUUAAUAAAAGUUUUUUUUUCAUUUCUUCCACCAUCUCACUACCCCACCAAUCUGCCCCGAUCUGAUUGUGUUAAGGGGACUUAACUGAGGUACUUGUACAUUCGUUGCUGGAAAUAAAAAUGAUUCUUUCUUA